AGUUACAAAUAGAUUGACAGGUUUGAUUCCUAUCCGUUUCAGAGACUACUACUUGGAUGUUAAGCCGUUCUAAAUUGCCUUGCUAGGAACAUCCUGACACAUUGAAUGUCACUCUAUUCAUAGACCCAUACCCUUCUGACACCCUUCUCAGAAAAUUAUAGAGUGCGGGACAGGUGAACAAUGAAAGGACAGAUAACUGUAGUCGUUCAAUUUCUAAGGACGUUAACUGUACAAUAUUACCUUCUCAACGGAUUAUUUUAUUUUUAGUAUUUCACUUUAUAAUGGUGCAUAAAUUAUAUUUUUUAUUCGAUUUUUAUAUGGAACUAUAAUAAUCUUAAUCCUGUGUCGUAGUGAAAAAAAAUAUUUAAAUAAAAAUGAUUAAAAUUUAAUUCCAUUUCUUGUUACGUUACCGGUUCUGUAAGACGUUGAAGAAUGGCAACUAGACUAGUGUUAACACUAGGACUUCUGGCGUUCUUAGUGACCUCACAAUUAGUUACCACUGAUUCAACGAUAGAGUUAUCUCUGGCCAUGAGUACCAUCAGUGCCACUCCUAUAUCAAAUAGAUCAACAGAGGGGAACAGCCUAGACCUAACAGACAUGGUGUCUACAGUCACCUCUACAACAACAUUUAAGGAAUGGUCUGUUACAAAGACGUUAGAAAACGUAUCCUUAGAGGAACAUAACAGUGCCAUUACAAAUAAUUCUGCAGUGGAAACUAUACAUACUACUAGCCUAAAUGUAUCAGUAACUGCAACAAUUGGUCUGAACAGUGACACCAUUAAUGAAUCAUCUUCUCUACUUAACUUACAAGCAAGUCAAUCAAUGUUAGAGUUUUUCACUUUAAGCACCUUUGAUAGCUUAUUAGUUGGAAGUGAAAUACAAUCAACUGGCAUGAUGUUAAAACAGUCAACUGAAACAGCCACGAAAGAUACCACAGUUAUUAUUUCAACAGAAACUAUCAAUAGCAGGCCCAGUUCACUGUUUAAUGCUAUAAGCACAUUACCUGCACAUGAGACAGUGACGAAUGGAUACACAGCUAAGGAAACGGCCAUACCACCAAGUAGUACUUUUGUCAUUGAAACGUCGACAUUUAAGACAUUCCAAAAUAAAACAGAAUUAGGAAGUGAUGUGACACUGGUGCCAACAGUUAAUAAAACAGAGUUAGGAAGUGAUGUGACACUGGUGCCAACAGUUAAUAAAACAGAGUUAGGAAGUGAUGUGACACUGGUGCCAACAGUUAAUAAAACAGAGUUAGGAAGUGAUGUGACACUGGUGCCAACAGUUAAUAAAACAGAGUUAGGAAGUGAUGUGACACUGGUGCCAACAGUUACGUUGUAUGCAUCCAUACAGGAUACUAUAACAAUUAGCACGGAAGAAUUAAUAUUAGAAUCAAUUAUACAAACAGUAGGGAAACAGACAACAGCACUAAACAGUGAACUGAGCACUGAAUCCCCCGUAGCAUUCAACUAUAGUACAUCCUUUAUUACCUUAGGGUCUAAAUAUGAACAAUCGAUAUUGAUACAAAGCACAAACAUUCAAUCAGUCAAUCAAGAUAUAACAUUGAUUCCAAACCCAUCAACACAACAACAACAGUUGAUUCAAUCGGUCAAUCAAUUGCUAACACAACCAACAAAUGAUCAACAAUCGAUUUUGUCUAAUCAGGUAGUUGAACAACCAAUUACAAUUUCUGCAAUGCAAUCAACCGAUGAACAAAAUUCGUUUUCAAUAUAUGACUCAAUUAAUCAACCGAUAACAUUGUCACCAACACAAUCAACAGAUAAACAACAAAUGUUUUUGUCAUAUCAUUCAGUAAGUUAUCCAAUAACAAUAGGUCCAAUUCAAUCAACCUUUCAAAAACAAACAUCAUGGUUAUUAUCUGAGACAAUGGAUCAACAGAUACACUCGACUCUCACUCAAUCAAAAGAACCAAACCAAAAGUAUACCGAGCUGCCAACUAAGUCUGUAGAAACUUUAAUGACAAGUCUAAAAUCGAUGUUCUUGCAGGAAUCAUUAGAUCAUAACAUAUCAAUUCUAAAAUCUCAAUCUAUAGAUCAACAAAUAACAAUUCUUCCAUCUAACUCUUUAGAUCAAUCAAUGACAACUCUACAACCAUUUGACCAAUACAUUUCAGUUCUACCAUCUCAGUCUUUAGAUCAACAAGUAACAGUUCUACCAUCUCAGUCUUUAGGUCAACAAAUAUCAGUUCUACCAUCUCAGUCUUUAGAUCAACAAAUAUCAGUUCUACCAUCUCAGUCUUUAGAUCAACAAAUAUCAGUUCUACCAUCUCAGUCUUUAGAUCAACAAGUGCCAGUUCUACCAUCUCAGUCUUUAAGUCAACAAAUAUCAGUUCUACCAUCUCAGUCUUUAAAUCAACAAAUAUCAGUUCUACUAUCUCAGUCUUUAGGUCAACAAAUAUCAGUUCUACCAUCUAUGUCUUUAGAUCAACAAUUAACAGCUCUACUAUCUCAGUCUUUAGGUCAACAAAUAUCAGUUCUACCAUCUCAGUCUUUAGGUCCAGAAACAACAGUUCUAUCAUCUCAGUCUUUAGAUCAACAAAUAACAAUGUUACCAUCCCAGUCUUUAGAUCAACAAAUAUCAGUUCUACCAUCUCAGUCUUUAGAUCAAUUAAUAUCAGUUCUACCAUCUCAGUCAUUAGAUCAACAAAUAUCAGAUCUACCAUCUCAGUCUUUAGAUCAACAAAAAUCAGUUUUACCAUCUCAGUCUUUAGAUCAACAAAUAUCAGUUCUACCAUCUCAGUCUUUAGAUCAACUAAUAUCAGUUUUACCAUCUCAGUCUUUAGAUCAACUAAUAACAGUUCUACCAUCUCAGUCUUUAGAUCAACUAAUAUCAGUUCUACCAUCUCAGUCUUUAGAUCAACUAAUAUCAGUUCUACCAUCUCAGUCUUUAGAUCAACUAAUAUCAGUUCUAACAUCUCAGUCUUUAGAUCAACUAAUAUCAGUUCUACCAUCUCAGUCAUUAGAUCAACUAAUGACAGUUCUACCAUCUCAGUCUUUAGAUCAACUAAUAACAGUUCUACCAUCUCAGUCUUUAGGUCAACAGAUAUCAGUUCUACCAUCUCAGUCUUUAGGUCCAGAAACAACAGCUCUACCAACUCAGUCUUUAGAUCAACUUAUAUCAGUUUUACCAUCUCAAUCUUUAGAUCAACAAUUAACAAUCCUACCAUCUCAGUCUUUACAUCUACAAGUAUCUGUUUUAUCAUCUCACUCUUUAGAUCAACAAGUGUCAGUUCUACCAUCUCAGUCUUUAGGUCAACAAAUAUCAGUUCUACCAUCUCAGUAUUUAGGUCAACAAAUAUCAGUUCUACCAUCUCAGUCUUUAGAUCAACAAAUAUCAGUUCUACCAUCUCAGUCUUUAGGUCAACAAAUAUCAGUUCUACCAUCUCAGUCUUUAGAUCAACAAAUAUCAGUUCUACCGUCACAGUCUUUAGAUCAACUAAUAACAGUUCUACCAUCUCAGUCUUUAGGUCAACAGAUAUCAGUUCAACUAUCUCAUUCCUUAGGUCAACUAAUAUCAGUUCUACCAUCUCAGUCUUUAGAUCAACAAGUUUCAGUUUUACCAUCUCAGUCUUUAGAUCAACAAAUAUCAGUUCUACCAUCUCAGUCUUUAGAUCAACUAGUAACAGCUCUACCAUCUCAGUCUUUAGGUCAACAAAUAUCAGUUCUAUCAUCUCAGUCUUUAGGUCAACAAAUAUCAGUUCUACCAUCUCAGUCUUUAGAUCAACUAAUAACAGUUCUACCAUCUCAGUCUUUAAGUCAACAAAUAUCAGUUCUACCAUCUCAGUCUUUAGAUCAACAAAUAUCAGUUCUACUAUCUCAGUCUUUAGGUCAACAAAUAUCAGUUCUAUCAUCUCAGUCUUUAGGUCAACAAAUAUCAGUUCUACCAUCUCAGUCUUUAGAUCAACUAAUAACAGUUCUACCAUCUCAGUCUUUAGGUCAACAGAUAUCAGUUCAACUAUCUCAUUCCUUAGGUCAACAAAUAUCAGUUCUACCAUCUCAGUCUUUAGGUCAACAAAUAUCAGUUCUACCAUCUCAGUCUUUAGGUCCAGAAACAACAGCUCUACCAACUCAGUCUUUAGAUCAACUUAUAUCAGUUUUACCAUCUCAAUCUUUAGAUCAACUUAUAUCAGUUUUACCAUUUCAAUCUUUAGAUCAACAAUUAACAAUCCUACCAUCUCAAUCUUUACAUCUACAAGUAUCUGUUCUACCAUCUCAGUCUUUAGAUAAACAAAUAACAGUUCUACCAUCUCAGUCUUUACAUCUACAAGUAUCUGUUCUACCAUCUCAGUCUUUAGAUCAACAAAUAACAGUUCUACCAUCUCAGUCUUUAGGUCAACAAAUAUCAGUUCUACCAUCUCAGUCUUUAGAUCAACAAGUAACAAUUCUGCCAUCUCAGUCUUUAGAUCAACAAUUUACAAUCCUACCAUCUCAGUCUUUACAUCUACAAGUAUCUGUUCUACCAUCUCAGUCUUUAGAUCAACAAAUAACAGUUCUAUCAUCUCAGUCUUUACAUCUACAAGUAUCUGUUCUACCAUCUCAGUCUUUAGAUCAACAAGUAACAGUUCUACCAUCUCAGUCUUUACAUCUACAAGUAUCUGUUCUACCAUCUCAGUCUUUAGAUCAACAAUUUACAAUCCUACCAUCUCAGUCUUUACAUCUACAAGUAUCUGUUCUACCAUCUCAGUCUUUAGAUCAACAAAUAACAGUUCUACCAUCUCAGUCUUUACAUCUACAAGUAUCUGUUCUACCAUCCCAGUCUUUAGAUCAACUAAUAUCAGUUCUACCGUCUCAGUCUUUAGAUCAACUAAUAUCAGUUCUACCAUCUCAGUCUUUAGAUCAACUAAUAUCAGUUCUACCAUCUCAGUCUUUAGAUGAACUAAUAUCAGUUCUACCAUCUCAUUCUUUAGAUCAACUAAUAACAGUUUUACCAUCUCAGUCUUUAGAUCAACUAAUAUCAGUUUUACCAUCUCAGUCUUUAGAUCAACUAAUAUCAGUUUUACCAUCUCAGUCUUUAGGUCAACAGAUAUCAGUUCAACUAUCUCAUUCCUUAGGUCAACAAAUAUCAGUUCUACCAUCUCAGUCUUUACAUCUACAAGUAUCUGUUCUACCAUCUCAGUCUUUAGAUCAACAAGUAACAGUUCUAACAUCUCAGUCUUUAAGUCAACAAAUAUCAGUUCUACCAUCUCAGUCUUUAGGUCAACACAUAUCAGUUCUACCAUCUCAGUCUUUAGGUCCAGAAACAACAGUUCUAUCAUUUCAGUCUUUAGAUAAACUAAUAUCAGUUCUACCAUCUCAGUCUUUACAUCUACAAGUGUCAGUUCAACCAUCCCAGUCUUUAGAUCAAGAAAUAUCAGUUCUACCAUCUCAGUCUUUAGAUCAACUAAUAACAGUUCUACCAUCUCAGUCUUUAAGUCAACAAAUAUCAGUUCUACCAUCUCAGUCUUUAGAUCAACAAAUAUCAGUUCUACUAUCUCAGUCUUUAGGUCAACAAAUAUCAGUUCUACCAUCUCAGUCUUUAGAUCAACUAAUAACAGUUCUACCAUCUCAGUCUUUAGGUCAACAGAUAUCAGUUCAACUAUCUCAUUCCUUAGGUCAACAAAUAUCAGUUCUACCAUCUCAGUCUUUAGGUCAACAAAUAUCAGUUCUACCAUCUCAGUCUUUAGGUCCAGAAACAACAGCUCUACCAACUCAGUCUUUAGAUCAACUUAUAUCAGUUUUACCAUCUCAAUCUUUAGAUCAACUUAUAUCAGUUUUACCAUCUCAAUCUUUAGAUCAACAAUUAACAAUCCUACCAUCUCAAUCUUUACAUCUACAAGUAUCUGUUCUACCAUCUCAGUCUUUAGAUAAACAAAUAACAGUUCUACCAUCUCAGUCUUUACAUCUACAAGUAUCUGUUCUACCAUCUCAGUCUUUAGAUCAACAAAUAACAGUUCUACCAUCUCAGUCUUUAGGUCAACAAAUAUCAGUUCUACCAUCUCAGUCUUUAGAUCAACAAGUAACAAUUCUGCCAUCUCAGUCUUUAGAUCAACAAUUUACAAUCCUACCAUCUCAGUCUUUACAUCUACAAGUAUCUGUUCUACCAUCUCAGUCUUUAGAUCAACAAAUAACAGUUCUAUCAUCUCAGUCUUUACAUCUACAAGUAUCUGUUCUACCAUCUCAGUCUUUAGAUCAACAAGUAACAGUUCUACCAUCUCAGUCUUUACAUCUACAAGUAUCUGUUCUACCAUCUCAGUCUUUAGAUCAACAAUUUACAAUCCUACCAUCUCAGUCUUUACAUCUACAAGUAUCUGUUCUACCAUCUCAGUCUUUAGAUCAACAAAUAACAGUUCUACCAUCUCAGUCUUUACAUCUACAAGUAUCUGUUCUACCAUCUCAGUCUUUAGAUCAACAAGUAACAGUUCUAACAUCUCAGUCUUUAAGUCAACAAAUAUCAGUUCUACCAUCUCAGUCUUUAGGUCAACACAUAUCAGUUCUACCAUCUCAGUCUUUAGGUCCAGAAACAACAGUUCUAUCAUUUCAGUCUUUAGAUAAACUAAUAUCAGUUCUACCAUCUCAGUCUUUACAUCUACAAGUGUCAGUUCAACCAUCCCAGUCAUUAGAUCAAGAAAUAUCAGUUCUACCAUCUCAGUCUUUAGAUCAACUAAUAUCAGUUCUACCGUCUCAGUCUUUAGAUCAACUAAUAUCAGUUCUACCAUCUCAGUCUUUAGAUCAACUAAUAUCAGUUCUACCAUCUCAGUCUUUAGAUGAACUAAUAUCAGUUCUACCAUCUCAUUCUUUAGAUCAACUAAUAACAGUUUUACCAUCUCAGUCUUUAGAUCAACUAAUAUCAGUUUUACCAUCUCAGUCUUUAGAUCAACUAAUAUCAGUUUUACCAUCUCAGUCUUUAGGUCAACAGAUAUCAGUUCAACUAUCUCAUUCCUUAGGUCAACAAAUAUCAGUUCUACCAUCUCAGUCUUUAGGUCAACACAUAUCAGUUCUACCAUCUCAGUCUUUAGGUCCAGAAACAACAGUUCUAUCAUCUCAGUCUUUAGAUAAACUAAUAUCAGUUCUACCAUCUCAGUCUUUACAUCUACAAGUGUCAGUUCAACCAUCCCAGUCUUUAGAUCAAGAAAUAUCAGUUCUACCAUCUCAGUCUUUAGAUCAACUAAUAACAGUUCUACCAUCUCAGUCUUUAAGUCAACAAAUAUCAGUUCUACCAUCUCAGUCUUUAGAUCAACAAAUAUCAGUUCUACUAUCUCAGUCUUUAGGUCAACAAAUAUCAGUUCUACCAUCUCAGUCUUUAGAUCAACUAAUAACAGUUCUACCAUCUCAGUCUUUAGGUCAACAGAUAUCAGUUCAACUAUCUCAUUCCUUAGGUCAACAAAUAUCAGUUCUACCAUCUCAGUCUUUACAUCUACAAGUAUCUGUUUUAUCAUCUCAGUCUUUAGAUCAACAAGUAACAGUUCUACCAUCUCAGUCUUUGGGUCAAGAAACAAUAUUUCUAUUAUCACAGUCUUUAGAUCAACAAAUAUCAGUUCUACCAUCUCAGUCUUUAAGUCAACAAAUAUCAGUUCUACCAUCUCAGUCUUUAGAUCAACUAAUAUCAGUUCUACUAUCUCAGUCUUUAGGUCAAGAAACAAUAUUUCUACCAUCUCAGUCUUUAGAUCAACUAAUAUCAGUUCUACCAUCUCAGUCUUUGGGUCAAGAAACAAUAUUUCUAUCAUCUCAGUCUUUAGAUCAACUAAUAUCAGUUCUGCCAUCUCAGUCUUUAGAUCUACAAAUAUCAGUUCUAUCAUCUCAGUCUUUAGAUCAACUAAUAUCAGUUCUACCAUCUCAGUCUUUAGAUCAAGAAACAAUAUUUCUACCAUCUCAGUCUUUAGAUCAACUAAUAUCAGUUCUACCAUCUCAGUCUUUGGGUCAAGAAACAAUAUUUCUAUCAUCUCAGUCUUUAGAUCAACUAAUAUCAGUUCUGCCAUCUCAGUCUUUAGAUCUACAAAUAUCAGUUCUUUCACCUCAGUCUUUAGAUCAACGAACAACACCUUUAUCAAUUGAAUCACUGUUUUCUUCAGAAUAUUCUAUAAGUACUUUAAUAGAUAUGCAAUCAUCUUUGAUACACCUUCAAUCAUUACAAGAAAUUAUAUUUUUAAUGAACUUUAAAUCAUCAGAUGGAACGGAAUCAUUAGAAAACCUACGAUCAUUUUCAACAGAUCUGCGAUCAAUACAUUAUUCGCCAUCCUUAAUAAGCCAGCAAUUAUCGCAAGCAAUGACAACUUUGAUAGAGGCGCAAUCAUUCCAAUCAAUAACAUCAUCAUUACAAGCAAUGUCAUCUUUAGCAAGUCUAAAAUCAUCAUACGCACUGACAUCUACAGUCGGUAUAAAAUCUGUACAUGUUGUAUUAUCUUCAAUAGACUUGCAAUCAUUCCCAGCAAUUAUGUCGUCAGUUGGCACCAAUUCAUUACUGACUCUAGAGUCUUUAAUAGAAAUGCAAACAUCACAAGCUAUGACAUCUAAAAUCGAUCUGAAUUUAUCACAAACAACAACUGAUUUAAUAUACCUGACAUCAUUACAAACACAGACAUCUUUAAUAGACCUUCAAUCAUCACAAGAACUGAGUACUUUAAAAGAACAAGCAAAGACAUCGUUUAUUGACUAUCAAUCGUUACAAAGAAUAACAUCUUCAUUACCAUCGCACUCUUUACAACCAAUGACAUUUUUAUCUGACCUGCAAUCUUCACAAGCAAUGACAUCUUCUAUUGACUAUCAAUCUUCACAAGCAACAACAACUUCAAUAGAAUCGAUUUCUUUAAAACCAAUAACAUCUUUAUCCUACCUGCAAUCUUCACAAGCAAUGACAUCUUUUAUUGACUAUCAAUCGCCACUAGCAAUAACAUCUUCAAUAGAAUUACACUCUUUACAACCAGUGGCAUCAAUAUCUGACCUGCAGUUGUCUCAAGCAAUGAUAUCUUCUAUUGACUAUCAAUCGUCACAAUCAAUAACAUCUUCAAUAGUAUUGCCCUCUUUACAACUAAUGACAUUUUUAUCUGACCUGCAAUCUUCACAAGCAAUGACAUCUUUUAUUGACCAUCAAUCGUCACAAGCAAUAACAUCUUCAAUAGCAUUGCAAUCUUUACAAGCAAUAACAUCUUUUUGUGACCUGCAAUCUUCACAAGCAUUGACAUCUUCUAUUGACUAUCAAUCGUCACAAGCAAUAACAUCUUCAAUAGAAUUGCAAUCUUUACAACCAAUGACAUCUUUAUCUGGACUCCAAUCUUCAAAAGCAAUGACAUCUUUUAUUGACCAUCAAUCGUCACAAGCAAUAACAUCUUUAUGUGACCUGCAAUCUUCACAAGCAUUGACAUCUUCUAUUGACUAUCAAUCGUCACAAGAAAUAACAUCUUCAAUAGAAUUGCAAUCUUUACAACCAAUGACAUUUUUAUCUGGACUCCAAUCUUCACAAGCAAUGACAUCUUUUAUUGACCAUCAAUCUUCACAAGCAAUAACAUCUUCAAUAGCAUUGCAAUCUUCACAAACAAUAACAUCUUUAUGUGACCUGCAAUCUUCACAAGCAUUGACAUCUUCUAUUGACUAUCAAACGUCACAGCUAAUUACAUCUUCAAUAAAUAAUCAAUUUACAAAAUUAAUUACAUCUUUAAUAGGUCUGCAAUCCUCACAAUCAAUGACAUCUGUAAAUGACAUGAUGUCUUCACAAGUAAUGACAUCUAUAACAGAUAUGCAAUCAUCACAAGAAAUAGACUUGCAAUCCUUACAUGACAUGACAACUUUAAUAUCCGUGCAAACUUUAGAAACAAUACUAUUUUCAAAAGAAUUGCAAUCUUUAGAGGCCAUAACAUCUUCAAUAAAUAAACAAUCUUUAGAGGCAAUAACAUCUUCAAUAAAUAAACAAUCUUUAGAGGCAAUAACAUCUUCAAUAAAUAAGCAAUCUUCACAGGCAAUGACAUCUUUAACAGACCUGCAAUCAUCAAUAUUUAUGGCAUUUUUAACGAGUCUGGAAUCUUCACAAGGAAUGACAUCUUUAAACGAUCUGCAAUCUUCACAAGCAAUGACGUCUUUUAUUGACCAUCAAUCUUCACUUGCAAUGACAUCUUUAAUAGGUCUGCAAUCUUCACAAGAAAUAUCAUCUUUUAUCGACGUGCAAUCUUUACAACCAAUGACAUCAUUAAUAAAUCAGCCAUCUACACAACUAAUGACAUCUUUAAUAAACGUACAAUCGUCAAAACCAAUGACAUCUUUAAUAGAUCAACAAUUUUCACAAUCAGAAACAUCUUCAAUAAACACGAAAUCAUCAAAAGAGUUGACAUCUUCAAUAGAUCUUCCAUCCUUACAAGAAAUAACAUCUUUAAUAGACGUACACUCGUCAAAAAUAACAACAUUUUCAAAAGAGUUUCAAUCUUUACAGCCAAUGAUUUCUUCAAUAAGUCAGCAAUCUACGCAAGCAAUAACAUCUUUAAUAGGUCUGCAAUCAUCACAAGCAAUGACAUUAGACUUGCAAUCUUUAGAAGCAAUGACAUCAUCAAUAAACCUUCAAUUGUCACAAACAAUGAUAUCUUUAAUAGACCUGCAAUCUUCACAAGAAAUAUCAUCAUUUGUAAAUCAACAAUCAACACAAGCCUCAUUUUUGCCGACUCCCUUGAUUUCUUCAGAUGUUCUGCUACCUUUACAGACUUCUUUAAUGUUUGUCUCAUCCCUAGAUUCAACAAGUAUAUCUGUAGCAUCAUUAGGCCACUACACAUCUUUAGCAGCAACGUCUUUAAUAACGCAGUCAACAACUCAAGUUUCUACUUUGAUAUUUUUAUCAUCAACUGCAACAACCAACCAUCUUACUACCGCAUCAAUCACUCAGCCCACUACUGCAUCAACUUCAGAUACAACCAGUGCACCAGCCACCCAACCAAAUACCGCAUCCACCACUCAGCCCACUACUUCACCAACUUCAGAUACAACCAGUGCACCAACCACCCAACUAACUACCGCAUUAACCACUCAGCCCACAACUGCAUCAACUUUAAAUACAACCAGUGCACCAACCACCCAACCAACUACCGCAUCAACCACUCAGCCCACUAAUGCAUCAACUUCAGAUACAACCAGUGCACCAACCACCCAACCAACUACCCCAUCAACCACUCAGCCCACUACUGCAUCAACUUCAGAUACAACCAGUGCACCAACCACUCAAUCAACUACCGCAACAACCACUCAGCCCACUACUGCAUCAACCUCAGAUACAACCAGUGCACCAACCACCCAACCAACAUUUAUUACGACAACUCAGUCAACAACACAAACUUCAUCACAGCAAACAACAUCCACUUCUGCUAAAUUAACAACCCAGUCAGCAGCCACACUAUCAACAACCCAGUUAUCUACGACAAUAAUAACUUCGACCACUGAAGUCAUUACCUCGGAGCUUUAUUCGUAUGGUGACUCUGCAUUGGAUGACUUUUUGACUGCUGCUGGCUGGAACACGUACAGUAAGACCAUAUAUUUCAGCACUGGAAUUCCUUUUGGAUCUAAAUCUCAUCAAUAUCUGCAUAUUAUGUUCAAUGGCGCCAUCACUUUUGGUGAACCUCGAAACGCCUUUUACCCUGACCUGGCCUCGUCGUAUUCCAGAGGUCAAAACAUCUUCGCCCCGUUUUGGACAUACAUGGAUCCGUUAGAUGGCAGCCAGAAAGUGUUUUACCAUCUGUAUGAACGCACGAGAACUUCAGGAGCAUCGUCAAGUGUAGAGAGCGUUCUGAAUAGAGCAACUUUAGAUGUAAGGAAUUAUUACAACUUAGCGAACAAGGACAUUUUUAACGCUACUACUGUUCUGGUUGUCACAUGGGACAAGUUAAAACCAUACUCUUGGUACUCGGGAUGUUCUUCUGUUAAUUUUUGCCCAGUUCAAAAAGAAGAGAAUACAUUUCAAGUGGUCUAUGCUACUGAUGGCGUCAAGGCCUACGCUAUUACUUUCUACAAAUAUGGCGGCAUGACAUGGCAGUAUGUAGCCAAUCGCAGGAUAGCAGUCGGCUUUGCUCACCAAGAAGGUUACACUGACCUUGGAGUGACCUACACAUCGCUGACGACCUAUCUGGAUAAAAAUAACGGAACUGCUGGAAAACGUGGGAUAUACAUUUAUAAAGUGGGUGAAGUCGAGACCUCAGAACAAAAAUGUUUCCAGUUUUACCAGCAGAAUCUCUGGCAGACUCAAAGCCUGAAGUUCAGAAAUGACAUGCAGGCGUUGUUUCGGUGCCCAUGUACUAGAAGCCGAUUGGGAUCACAGUGGUGGUUUGUUGAGUCACGUGGUGUCCAUGGGAACAUUGACUGCUAUGCCAUCAGUCCAGUUCACAUGAGAAUCAGACUUCCUGGGAAUACGUUAAAUAAACUUUGUUGCUACAUCCAUUAUAUGUAUUGGUGGUCUGACUGGACUAGCUGGUGGAACGCUCCGUACUUGAGUGGCAGUCCUGAAUCUGGUCAUAUUUUAACUAGAGAUCCUUUCUAUGACCAACGCAAGUCUGUCGAGGAAGAUAUCCGACCGAAAACCUGGUGCUGUGAAGAAUCAACCUGGGCUUAUUGUGACCUCUUUAACCAGGUCAGACCAGACUUAGGCUGUUCUCCAGUUAAUGACUUUGUUACAGCCUCGACUUGGGGAGACCCUCACAUCACAACGCUGGAUGCUCGAGAGUACACGAUGAACGGCUGGGGGGAAUACAUUUUGAUAGAGGGAAAUAACUUCACACUUCAGGGAAGAACAGACCGUGUUCAAACAGUGAAUGGAACACUAACGAACGCCACUGUUUUUGUUGCUUUUGCGGCACGCGACCUUGACAAAGCUCGAUUCCAAGUGGAACUCUCCAGUGAGAAUAUUAGCAUGGUCGUCCAUGCUGACGGCGCCGACAUCACCCAAGAGUUUUAUUCGACCGAACGUUUUCAAAAAGCCCUGGCCAACUUUACAGUACAAAGAGAGGCAGACCAAAACAAAACUGUUCUUGUGGCCAGCUUUGUCUCUGGAAUAAGUUUAAAAGUUUAUGUUGGCAUAAAAAAUUUGGAACUAACUGUCGAAGCUGGUGAAGACUUCCGUGGUCAAAUGAAAGGAUUACUCGGAAACUUCAAUGGGAAUUCAUCGGACGACUUUGAGUUGCCAGAUGGCACAUUACUCUCAACAAGUGAAAGUGACACAGACAGAAAAAUAUUUCAAAACUUUGGUUCGAAAUGGGAAGUACAUGCCAACAACAGUAUUUUCAAAUACGCUCAAGGUGAAGGCUCACGCGAUUACCGCCAUGCAGACUUUGUUCCGAUUUUUUUGGAUGAAGUUGAUAACACGACAAAAGAAGCUGCGUACCGUUACUGUGGAGCAGACGACAUUGCAUGUGUUUUUGACUACGUGGCAACAGGAGAUGUUACAUUUGCAGAGAAUACAAAACUUACAGCAGACGUCUCGCGAAACGAACGCAAGGCACGAGCUAAUACAUUACCGACAAUCAACAUCACACAAAGUCUGAGAAAUGCCAGCCAUUGGAAGGUUUAUGUAGGUAUCGUAGCCAUUUUGACAAUCAUAACGGAAGACCCUGAUAAUGAUACGAUAAGCUGCAAGUUAAUCAAUGACAAUGGACAUGUUCAACUGAAUUCUAGCAGCGGCAUUAUUCAGUACUCUCCCAGCAGCGAGGACCCUGUUAUUAUUCAAGUUCAAGCAAUCGACCAAUUUAACGGAACUUCACUAAUUUAUACUAUUCCCGUUGCUGUGUGUCCAAACUGCAGUGGACAUGGAGAGUGCAAUAAUCAAACAGUCCUAGAGUCUAAGUCGACAACAAACUUUGUGGUUUAUCAGUGCAUAUGCAAACCUGCUUAUACAGGUGUGUUCUGCGAUCAGAACUACGAUGCCUGUAAGGACAGACCUUGUGCGGAUCAACAGAAUUGUACAGACCUGACACCUGAACAGCAAGGAGAUAGCCAUAUUGGUUAUAGGUGUGGGGACUGUCCAGUUGGAUACAAGUUAAGAAAUAUUAGUGGACAUCCAGUCUGUAUUGAUAUCAAUGAGUGCAAUGGAACCAAAGUUUGCGAUCAGAUUUGUACAAACACAGAAGGUUCCUAUGUGUGUAGCUGUCAAGAUGGAUACCGCUUGAGGGAAUCAAAAUCAUGCAUCGAUAUCGAUGAAUGUGCCGAGUCUCUACACAACUGCACACAUGAUUGUGAAAACAAUCCUGGUAGUUUCCAAUGCAAAUGUUUCUUUGGCAUGGAUGAAAAUUGCAGUUUAGGUGCAGCAGAUCAGGAAAUAUGCUCUAGAUCAGGCUGCAGUCAUCUAUGUCACGUGGUUAACGGUGCUGCUGUGUGUAUGUGUCGCUCUGGUUAUGUAUUGAAGGAUGACAACAAAUCUUGUGAAAAUAUCAAUGAAUGUGAAGAUUGGAAAAACUAUUGCAGUCAGAUUUGCAUUGAUACUUCUGGAGGCUAUACAUGUUCUUGUCAUCCUGGAUAUAAACUAGCAGUAGAUAAGACCAGCUGUGAAGACUGUGAACCAUCUUUUUGGGGUCUGAACUGUGCCAAUCAGUGUCAGUGCAGCGGCCAUGGAACCUGCCAUCAUAUACGAGGUUGCGAGUGUUACCCGGGCUGGCAAGGUGUUGAUUGCAACGAAGAUGUUGACGAGUGUGUCAGAAACCUUCACAACUGUUCUGUCCAAGAAGUAUGUCAGAAUACAAGACCUGGAUUCAUCUGCAAUUGUCAACCUGGUUAUCAAAAAAACAAUUCUGUCUGUUCAGACAUAAAUGAAUGCUCAGAUAUCUUAAGUAAUAAUUGUAACACUACACAUGAAACAUGUGAAAACAACUUGGGCAGUUAUGAAUGUAUUUGUAGCAAUGGAUAUACCAGAAAUAUAAGUACUGGACAAUGUGAAGACUUCAAUGAAUGUACUGGACAACACAAGUGUGAGCACGUCUGUGUCAAUACAAUAGGAUCUUAUUUUUGUCAAUGUUUUCGUGGAUACGAACUGCAACCGAACAGAUCGAGCUGUACACUAAAGAAACAACUGUGCGUCGACUCCAACCCAUUCAACUGUAGUCAUGUAUGCACAUUGGAUGAUAUUACAAAUAAACCUAUUUGUCUUUGUAGAGCAGGGUUUGAGUUACAAAAUGACAAUAGAUCUUGUCAAGAUAUUGAUGAGUGUGAAAGAAAUGUGUGUAUCAGUAAAGAUUACUGUGAAAAUAAAACACCUGGCUAUCAAUGCAAAUGUCCUGUGGGCUCACGGCUAGACAAUGACGGACGAUCGUGUAUCAAUUGCUCGUCUGGUUCUUGGGGUGUUAACUGUAACAUGAGCUGUGCUUGUUCGACUGGAGCUGCUCAUUGCGAUCCAAUAGAUGGUUGCAAAUGUAAACCUGGAUAUAACGGAUUACGUUGUGAAGUGGAUAUUGACCGAUGUACAAUACUUCAAUGUGAACAACAAGAGGACCAGAUGUGUGUCAAAAGACCAGGUCCAGACGUCUGUGAAUGCAAACCUGGAUACAACAUUACUAGCGGAAAAUGUGAAGAUAUUGAUGAAUGCUCCAGUGGCGUAUGCCCACAAAACUGUACUAAUAGCAAGGGAAACUACACAUGCACAUGCUAUGCAGGAUUUAGGCCAGGAGAUUCUGAUAGAGAAUGCUUAGACAUCGACGAGUGUGAACUGAAACUUCAUAAUUGUGCUGACAUUUGCAUCAACACUAUAGGAAACUUUAAAUGUCAAUGUCAAAAUGAUUAUAUACUUCAAAGUGACGGACACUCGUGUCAAGCCAUCAUGCUCAAGAAUGUCUCCAUCAGAAUUAAUUACACCGCCACAAAAGUCAAUUUGUCUGAUCAAAGUUCUGAAAGUUAUAUGAAACUGAAAAGUCAACUAGAAGCUACAAUCAAAAGAAUCAUGAAGGAUAAAAUAAAAGAUCUCUAUUCUGUUGAAAUAUUUUAUAUGAACAAACUAGAGUCACCUGAUUCAAAGAGCUUAGCCAAGAGGGUUACAAAUUUCUACCACUGGUUGGACUCCACUAUUUCAGGGAGUAUUGUAGUCAACUAUACUAUAAAGAUAGACAACAGAAAUACUAGUGAGUACGUGAAUGCAAUAGUUGCUGCCUUGAAAUAUUUAUCAAACCACACAGACUUUAAAAUAGACGAUACUAAAGUCAACCUGACCACAAUUACUAUUGAAGGAAAAGAGUUUUCUGUUAAUGCCACACUUUGUGAAAUUUUUGAGAAGCUGAAUCAAUGCCCAUGUGAUCUCACGCAUGACAGGGCUUACUGCGUUACCACGGACGGCUCAGAAAAACUUCUACUUGGCCUAGCCAUUGGUAUCCCAUUGUUUGUAUUACUUGUCCUCACUGUAGUGGCGGCACUCAUUAUUUGGAGAAGACGAAAGGCUGUUUUAAUGAAAACCUCUUUUGAUGAAGGUCUUGCUAGUAGUAUUUUCGCUAAGUCAGUAGUGACACAUGGUUCAUGGGCUAAGCCUGACAUGCACAAGUUAGCAUAUGACAGCAUGUCGUGGUCAUCUAGCGACAGUGGCAGUUACAAACAGACGGCUCAGAAGAAAUCAGACAAAACAGAUGCAAACGUUGUACAAGAAAGAGGUAAUUUUUCUUGGGACUUUGUUUAUAAAGCUUUGGAAACAGGAGAGGAUUUUAAAAUUCAAAGACCAAAGUUAACUCCUGGUUACACAACCAAACUUUGAAGCUUUUCUUCUUGUUGAAUGAGAAACAAAUCAGUAUGCUGGAUAUAUUUGUCAUAUGUAUGUAUAUAUAUAUAUAUAUAAUUUAUAUUAGAUACUAUAUUAUAUAUGUUCUUCUGUCAAAAUGCUGGUCAUGUAAAAAAACACAUAUACAUAUUAAGAUAUAUAUUAAUUGAUAAAAAUAUCUUUUGUUAUGAUGUCAAUACUUAUUUCUACGAUAUAUUGAAUUUGAAAAGUAAUUUUAAAAUGAAUGGUUCACAUUUAUAAAUUAAAAUUUAAAAUCAAUUCUGAAGAGCUAUGUUAAGAUUUCGCAAAAAAAAAAAAAGAAAAUUAAUUAUUGUUCAAUUUAAUCAGAAAUAUUAACAGGAAAAAUAACAAUUUAGAAAAAAAUAAAAUUAUAAUAUUUUCAACAUAAUUUAAAAUAUUAAACUCAAAACAAAGAGCAAAAUGAAAAUGGUUGAUUUCAUUAUUUUAUGAAUUGUUAAUUGUUUUGAAUGCAUGCAGUUGCCGGAUUUUAGUAAGUUAAGGUCCUGGGCCAAAUUUUUGAGAAAGCCAAUACUUUAAGCUUGAAUACAAAUACCAAAUACUAUUAGUAAAUUUAAAUCCUUUCAUAUUUGCAGAUUAAAACUAGAUAUUUUCUAAAAUUGAUGCCAUUUCCAUUAUUUUCUUUUAUUUUAAUAAGUAUAUUUUGUUUGAACAAUAAUAAAAAAACUUUUGGGAUGUGGAGGCCUGAGUUAAAGG
This is a messenger RNA of Biomphalaria glabrata, 17415 nucleotides long. RefSeq lists its product as uncharacterized. The coding region runs from base 433 to 16677 and encodes 5414 amino acids. The record is from RefSeq and is a predicted model, not a curated record. The transcript has 41 exons. NCBI's taxonomy places the organism in Eukaryota, Metazoa, Mollusca, Gastropoda, Planorbidae. Gene Ontology annotation, molecular function: calcium ion binding. Gene Ontology annotation, biological process: cell-matrix adhesion.